AUGAUAGAUGGACAUAACCAUAGGUUCAACAAUGGCGAGGAAACCUUCGAGAUGAGAAUGAACCAAUUUGGUGAUAUGAGUCAAGAAGAAUUUCGUCUAAUGAUGAGCUUGCAGAAAGACCAAACUCCAAGUCGCGGCGAUAACUUAGCAUUAUUGGAAGACAAUGAAGAUCUACCGAAAGAAGUAGUUUGGAGAGCAAAGGGCGCUGUCACCACAAUGAAGGAUUAG
Messenger RNA from Acanthoscelides obtectus, 228 nucleotides. The record is from the annotation of a GenBank genome assembly. NCBI's taxonomy places the organism in Eukaryota, Metazoa, Arthropoda, Insecta, Coleoptera, Chrysomelidae.